This is a messenger RNA of Cuculus canorus (common cuckoo), 3194 nucleotides long. It is a transcript of the gene SNX4, whose product is annotated as sorting nexin 4. The coding region runs from base 81 to 1346 and encodes 421 amino acids. Gene Ontology annotation, biological process: protein transport. The transcript has 14 exons. Gene Ontology annotation, molecular function: phosphatidylinositol binding. The record is from RefSeq and is a predicted model, not a curated record. NCBI's taxonomy places the organism in Eukaryota, Metazoa, Chordata, Aves, Cuculiformes, Cuculidae.
CUCGCCCGGAGCUGCGAUGAGUUGGGCGGCGGGCGCGGGCUCAGCGCGUGCGCGGAGCGAGCGGCCUCUCCGCGCGCCCCAUGGCGAGCGCGGGGCCAGAGGAGCCUGGCGGCGCUGAGCCCGCCGCGGCCCCCACGAUGGAAGACUGUUUGGCAAAAAAAAUGGAAAUCACUGUUUCAGAAGCUGAAAAACGGACUGGAAGGAAUGCCGUGAACAUGCAAGAAACUUACACUGCUUACCUCAUUGAGACAAGAGCGGUUGAGCCCCAGAGUGAGGGACAAUGCGCCCCAGUGGACUCCCUGUGGCGGCGUUACAGUGAAUUUGAGUUGUUGAGGAAUUACUUGUCGGUUACCUAUCCACAUAUUGUUGUUCCACCUUUGCCAGAAAAAAGGGCUGACUUUGUUUGGCACAAGCUAUCAGCAGAUAAUAUGGAUCCAGAUUUUGUAGAAAGAAGAAGAAUCGGUUUGGAAAACUUCCUGUUGCGUGUGGCUUCACAUCCUGUUCUUUGCCAAGACAAAAUCUUCUAUUCAUUUUUAACGCAGGAAGGUGGAUGGAAAGAAAUGGUGAAUGAGACUGGGUUUCAGAUAAAGGCAGAUUCCAGAUUAAAAGCUCUUAAUGCAACAUUCAGAGUGAAAAACCCAGACAAGAGAUUUACUGAGCUAAAACACUAUAGCGAUGAACUGCAGUCUGUCAUAUCACACCUUCUGCGAGUCAGAGCUAGGGUAGCAGACCGGCUAUACGGAGUCUAUAAAGUCCAUGGCAACUAUGGAAGAGUAUUCAGUGAGUGGAGUGCAAUAGAAAAGGAGAUGGGGGAUGGGUUGCAGAGUGCUGGCCACCACAUGGAUGUAUAUGCAGCUUCUAUUGAUGACAUACUGGAAGAAGAGGAACAUUAUGCGGAUCAGCUGAAAGAAUAUCUCUUCUAUGCAGAAGCCCUACGGGCAGUUUGCAGGAAACAUGAACUAAUGCAGUAUGACUUGGAAAUGGCUGCACAGGACCUAACUUCUAAGAAACAGCAGUGCGAGGAGCUGGCAACAGGAACUGUGAGAACGUUCUCUCUGAAAGGAAUGACCAGCAAGCUCUUCGGUCAGGAAACCCCUGAGCAGAGGGAAGCCAAGGUAAAGGUUCUAGAAGAGCAGAUACAGGAAGGAGAAGAACAACUUAAGUCUAAAAAUCUGGAAGGCAGAGACUUUGUGAAAAGUGCCUGGGCUGAUAUUGAACGGUUUAAAGAACAGAAGAAUCAUGAUUUGAAGGAGGCGCUUAUAAGCUAUGCUGUUAUGCAGAUUAGCAUGUGCAAAAAGGGAAUUCAAGUUUGGACAAAUGCAAAAGAAUGCUUCAGCAAGAUGUGAUUUUCUGGAAAUGAAUUCCUCCUCAAAGUGCCACAGAAUGGAAGCACAAAUGUAUAACGCCAAUGUUAAGUUGCUACAUGACUUACAUAUAAAUCAUGAAAUAAAUGAGUUGAGUGAAUAGUUUUUCUUUCUACUGAUUGUAAUUGUUAAUAAAGGACAAAAAGGACAUGUUAUUAAAUGUUUAGCCCUGACUGCCAUUUCUGUGGCAUGUUUUCUAUGUGGUAGCAAAUAAUUCAGGCGUAAAAGAGUUACUGAAAACUACAGGUCUGCAUUGGGGCAAAGGUAUAGGGAAAGCUAUCACAGAAAGUAUGAACCAAACUGUUUUGAGACUUGUGAAACACCAUGCUCUAUAAUGUGUAGAUCACUUCCAGAUGCCCUUUUCAGCCCUUGCUGUUUAGAAUUUGUAAUGCUCAAGGGCGCUUUGGUUUUAUAAUGGGACACACAGUUAUGUUCUUGAGGUCUACACCAUUACAGGACAACAAACAAAAUAUUUGAACGCCUAGGGUUCAUAUUUAAAUGCCUUUGCAUGUCCAUAGAGAAAUGUGCUUUUCCAGAGUUAGAUUAAGCAGUCUCAAGCUCCUGAGAUGUUUGAAACUCUCUACAGUAGAGGUGUUGUACAGUGGUUUGAUACAAUAUUCUGCAUUUACAAGUUCCCACUUAAGUUUUAAUAUGAGUAUUGAUUUCUUAUCAAACUUCUUCCUGCAAGUAAAGGAGUCUAGUGGUCCAGUUGAGCAGCAAAACCAAAGGCAAAGCUGUUAAGAAGUGGAUGCAACUUCUGUUAGGUUGUUUGGAACCCGUUUACACUAGAUGUGAAUCUGGCCUGUGGUACCUCUUCUUGUAACUGAAGUGGUUUGGUUCUUAAAAGAAUAAGAUGCUGAAAUAAAAAACCUAGUGCAACUUCUCUAGUCCUUAAGAGCAGUGAUGCACGGAAUCCACAAUGAACCAAGGUGUCUGGCUCUAGUAAUGAUGUUUCAGUGUGUGUGUAUGUGUGUGUUUAUAUACACCAGUAUAACUUGGUUUGCAGUUACAGGUACUUGCAUUAAAUGUUUCCAGUUAUGAAGAACACUUAUCACUGUCUCGUAUUGGGCUUCUUCUAUGUACUUGCUUAAAGUUCCUGGAGUGUCGUGGAGUUUGGUAGGUUGAUUGCUACUUCUAAAGGAAGCUUUGUAAUGUUAUGUUGAAAAGUGUAUUUGAUUAUUCUGGAUUAUAACACUACUCAGACUUUGAUUUUUAAGAGAUACUCCACAAAGUCCUCAAAAGUUCUUUUGGCAAAUUGUCGGUAAUGUAAUUACUGAUAUGUCCUGUGUUACUUUUGUCUCUGCAGCAUUUCUUUCCUAGAAAACCAUUAUAAACAAUUUGUAGGCCUGGUGUACACUACAGCUUAAAACUCUGAAGUAAAAUGCUCAUCACUCUGAUAACCUGUGUUGGCUUUUCCAAAGCGUGUGGCAGUGACACUCCUGGCUGGGAGAUGAUGUUGGGCAGAAAGAGGUCACUCCAUAUAACAUUUGCAAGGAGAAGUGUUGUUCCGUUCAGGGGUUGCAGUAUCCAGUUCUGAUACAGGCUGAAGGACUCUUACAUUCCAAACCAAGAAGUUGCACACUUAAUGUAUUUAGUAAACCUUCUAAAGGAGUGGUGCCUUAAUACAAUACCAUGAGGCGUUCAGAGUAGGUAUUUUUCAUGCACUUUGAUUUUUGGUAGAUCUUUCUGGUGCCUCUUUCCGCAUUUCACUUGCUGUACAGCUUAUUAAAUGUAUUAGUAUGCCUUCUUUCCUUGCUAGUUGUACUAAAUUUGAGAAGGGAACAAAACAGUUCUUCUAAGUUUUGUGCCAAAUAAGCUAAAUAAAAUUGC